Molecule: messenger RNA, 2417 nt
Organism: Anastrepha ludens (Mexican fruit fly)
Lineage: Eukaryota; Metazoa; Arthropoda; Insecta; Diptera; Tephritidae
Gene: Hao
Exons: 4
Coding region: 384-1502 (372 amino acids)
Molecular function (GO): FMN binding; oxidoreductase activity
Source: RefSeq, a predicted model, not a curated record
UUAACUAAAUGCUCAACAGUUUUAAUCGGGAAGUCAAGCAAGAAAGAAGCAGCUUGACUGACUCUAGAACCUCAUAUGUUGAUCAGUAUAAUUCAUAUUUAGAGAAAAUGGUUUUUGUUUGUGUGGACGAUUUUGAACAAAAAGCACACAGUGUGUUGGAAAAGAGUGCAUUAGAUUAUUAUCGUAGCGGUGCAGGAGAACAAUAUACAUUGCACUUGAAUCGUGAAGCUUUCAGAAGAUAAUAACUGAAUACCUUUCGACAAGAAGUGUGACCGUCAAAUAAAAAUAAAAAUAAAUAAACAAUAGGCACGUACACUUCUGUUAGGAGUUUGGCCAAGUUCCUCCUCCUAUUUGUGGAUGUGCGUCUUGACGUUGUUCGACAAAUGGAGGGACCUACAAUUUUAAGGCAACUCCGAACGGCAAAUUUUUUUAUGAGCAGCUUUUUCAUGGCAGAAGACACUUGGACGUUUGCCAUUGCCUGCCGAGGGCGACUGUUGUUAGAAAAAUUUUUUCUAUCAUUUUGCUAUUUCAUAAUUCGCAUACGUCCACGAUGUUUACGUGACGUUUCUCGAAUUAACACUAGUUGCAGUAUCUUAGGCAUUGACCUUAAAUGGCCUUUGGGUAUUGCGCCCACAGCUAUGCAAAAAUUGGCGCAUCCGGAAGGGGAGGGUGGAAGUGCACGUGCUGCAGGCAAUGCUGGUUCCAUCUAUAUACUGAGUACACUGUCCACAAUGUCUAUUGAGGAAGUCGCGACAGCGGCACCUAAUACCAAUAAGUGGUUUCAACUUUACGUUUACAGAGAUCGUUCCCUUACCGAACAAAUGGUACGCCGUGCCGAAAAGGCAAAUUUCAAAGCGAUCGUUCUAACCAUCGACGCACCAGUUUUUGGUCAGCGCCGCUCAGAUAUUCGUAAUAAAUUUAGCUUACCACCGCAUCUAAGUCUCGGCAAUUUCAAAGGGAUCAAAGCGGAUGGCGUACAUAGUAACGACAGAUCAACGUCCGGAAUCAACGCUUACGUUUCAAAACAAUUCGAUCCGACGCUAACGUGGAAGGAUGUGGCAUGGUUGGUAAAAUUAACUCGACUGCCAGUCAUUGUUAAGGGUGUACUAACACGCGAAGAUGCCGUAUUGGCUCGUGAAUUCGGUUGUGCCGGAAUAAUUGUCUCAAAUCAUGGUGCCCGACAAAUAGACACAGUGCCAGCGUCAAUUGAAGCACUUCCCGAGGUGGUCAAAGCAGUUGGUAACGAUUUGGUGGUAAUGUUGGAUGGAGGUGUAUCACAUGCCAAUGAUAUAUUCAAAGCACUGGCACUCGGUGCUAAAAUGGUAUUUGUGGGACGUGCUGCACUCUGGGGUCUGGCUUGUGGUGGUCAAAAGGGUGUUGAAGAGUUGCUAGGAGUUUUGCGAAAGGAUCUUGAAGUUACACUUGCUUUGGCUGGUUGUCAAAAGUUACUUGAUAUCACUGGAGAUAUGGUAGCGCAUGAGUCUACAUAUGCAAAAUUAUAAAGUGAAAUGUACAUUUGUGCCACUGUAUACAUAGGCCCGUAAUCAGCAUCCAUAGAAAAGCCGAAUUUAGUUAGGAAAAUACUGAAAAGAAAAGCCGUCUUUAUUUUUAAUCUUGUUAUUGUCAGUUUGGCGUAUGGUGCUAACUAAUAACGAUAUUUAGCGUGUGUUGGCAGCACUGGUAUACAACUUUUGUUUUGAAAGCAACAAUAAAUAAAAUUAAAUGUGGAUGUAUUCUUUGCAAUGUUUGCUGUUUAGAAUAUGACAGCAUUGAAGGUGAAACACAAAUAUAAGAAGAAGGAGCUAUAAAUAAUACACAUUUUCAAGACCCCGAUAUUACAAUUGAAAAUCGGCGAAAAAUAGCUUCUAAAUAGCUCAUUGUCGUAAUAAAGCGUAGCAUAAAAUUUAUCUCUGAAAGAAAAGCUUUUUCAAUUUACUUCAUAUAAUUUUAUAUAUACAUAUGUAACAUAUAUAUGACAAUUCAACCGUCGGUAAUACCAAUUACUAAAGGAUGUGCUGAUUAUAAAUUGAACCAGAUUAAUAUCAGGAUAUCAUCGGUGUUGUUGCAUUUGCGUGCAAAAUUUUUAUCCGUAGCCCGACUAUUGACCAUUAGAGCACAGCUAAUACUAAUCGGCAAAAUACGCAGGAGUGGCAACACCGCAAAAGUAACGAUGACAUGCUGGGGGGAAAAUAUCGUAAAUGGACCAAUGAAUAUAUUUUAUCGAUUUUUUUUAACUUGAAAAUUUUACACCAAAAGGUUUUCUUGUUAAAAAUCAUUAAAAAUAAGUUUUAAAAAAGUUUUUAUUUUUUAUACUAAGUGAAAUUUGAUAAUUGAUGUGAAAUGUUGUUCUUGAAAUACAAUUUGACUGUUUAUCGAUUAAUAGAUCACCUAUCCUCUGAAUACAGACCUAAAUCAAC